CAAUUCCCUCCAACCAAGCAAAGUACACGAGUCUAAUCGUUCUUCACCGAGAAAGAGAUUCUAGGUUAAUUUUUUUUUUCUCACUCGAUUGAAGGAUGAGUUCCACUGGUGGAGGCUCGACGAAGGGAGGAAGAGGAAAGCCGAAGGCAACGAAGUCUGUUUCACGGUCUUCGAAGGCGGGGCUCCAGUUUCCCGUCGGCAGGAUUGCCAGGUUCCUUAAGGCCGGAAAGUAUGCUGAGCGUGUCGGUGCUGGAGCUCCGGUCUAUCUCUCUGCCGUUCUUGAAUACCUAGCUGCCGAGGUUCUGGAGCUUGCAGGGAACGCAGCAAGAGAUAAUAAAAAGAAUCGUAUUGUGCCGAGGCACAUACAGCUUGCAGUUAGGAACGAUGAAGAGCUGAGCAAGCUUUUGGGUUCAGUGACCAUUGCAAAUGGUGGUGUGUUGCCCAACAUUCACCAGACUCUUCUCCCCAAGAAGAUGGGCAAGGGAAAAGGCGAUAUUGGAUCUGCCUCUCAAGAGUUUUAGAUCUCUCUUGGUCUUUUUUUGGUUAUAAAUUCAACAGUUGUAAUAUUCGACUUUCUACUCUUUUUUUGUUAAUCUUUUUACAGACUUAAUGAUAAUUACGAUCGAUAUUUUAUUGGCUUC
Tripterygium wilfordii is the source of this 641-nucleotide messenger RNA. RefSeq names its product histone H2AX-like. Gene Ontology annotation, cellular component: nucleosome. The coding region runs from base 96 to 521 and encodes 141 amino acids. The transcript is spliced from 2 exons. NCBI's taxonomy places the organism in Eukaryota, Viridiplantae, Streptophyta, Magnoliopsida, Celastrales, Celastraceae. The record is from RefSeq and is a predicted model, not a curated record. Gene Ontology annotation, molecular function: DNA binding; structural constituent of chromatin; protein heterodimerization activity.